Capronia coronata CBS 617.96 is the source of this 2976-nucleotide messenger RNA. RefSeq lists its product as uncharacterized. Gene Ontology annotation, cellular component: shelterin complex. The record is from RefSeq and is a predicted model, not a curated record. Gene Ontology annotation, biological process: telomere maintenance via telomere lengthening; regulation of DNA-templated transcription. NCBI's taxonomy places the organism in Eukaryota, Fungi, Ascomycota, Eurotiomycetes, Chaetothyriales, Herpotrichiellaceae. Gene Ontology annotation, molecular function: telomeric repeat DNA binding; zinc ion binding. The transcript has a single exon. The coding region runs from base 1 to 2976 and encodes 991 amino acids.
AUGACAAGCCAUAUUGUGUAUGAUGGGGUGCCACGGUCUGGCGAAGAUGGAGAACACAAUGGGCAAACCAUUCCACAACUCUUUGCUGGGCAGAAGUUAUGGUUUCAUCACCAGAUCCCUCAACGGAAAUGGCUGAUCGACAAUGCCAGACGACACGGUGCAACUGUUGUAGACCUGGACAAGCAAGCCGAUGUCAGACUUGUUGACCAUACCAAGAAGAACCAUGCUCCAGGCACACAUUCCUACAGAUAUGUCGAACUCUCCAUCAGGAAAGGGGCAUUGGAGAACCUAGCCGACCAUGCUGUCGGUGCGGCCAGCCGCGCUACACGCCCAGUCGGAAGUAUCAUGACAGCACCAAGGACUGUCAGGAUGCAUUUUACACCGGAGGAAGAUCAAUUCUUGUGGAACUGGAUGAAGCCAUUCGAAGACAGUGGCGGUCCAUCAAAAGGUAACGAAAUUUAUAAGCAAAUCGAACGAGUGAGCCCGAGGCACACUUGGCAGAGCUGGCGCGACAGAUGGCUCAAGACCACCAAGUUUCAGAACAGACAAACCACUCUACAACCUGGGGACGCGCACGAGCAGCCUGAGGAAGAGACGCUGGAGUCCUCAUACCAAUCGCGACCGAAAAAGAGACGGAGAGAUGUCGAUGAUGAGGGGGAUAGGGAACGAGUACCUGGGACUCAACAGCAACGUCAGCGCUCUGUCACAGCAGCGGCCGAUGUUUUGAUCAAUGAACAGGCUGUUGAACCCAGGUCAGGCCGACCGACGACAGACCAUGUCGAGGGGAGCAUUCCACCGAAGCCCUCACCACAGAAAUGUCACUCUCCAGACGCUUCUAAGCAAGGGACGAAGCAGCCUGCACCGUCCGAGCCGGCUCCGGGCGUGUCUAGUGUCAGAGAAGAUUUCAGCUUGGAAGAAUUCGAGCAGCUUUACAACAUGGUGCCCAAGCUAGCUCAUAUUAGUUUCAGCAUCUUCCAUGAUACAUGGAUGGAAGUUGCCUCUACACCCGACCACUGUGAACAUACCGCCGAAGAAUGGGAGGAGUUCUGGAUCUCGAAGGUGGUUCCCGUCUAUUGCGAGAAAAAGGGGCUGUCCAUCAGAGAGGUAGCUCCUUAUUUGCUCGAGCAGCCCGAGAAGACAUCCAAUGAGGUCCCACGCGCCAGAGAGAGAGAUGAGGCUGGUGGCCACGAUCCAAGACCCGAUACCGGACCAGACAAAAAUGUCUGCAGCAAUUGCUUCACAGACGAGAGCAAGCAAUGGCGGGUUGGUAAGGACGGCACUCGACUCUGCAACCCUUGUGCCGUAUUCUUAAGAGCCCAUGGGGUCCCCAGGCCCUCCACCACAGGCGCUGGAUGGGGUUCCGACGAUAGGGUGCGUACAAUGCCUACAGUAAAGACAUCGUUGGCUCAAUCCCCUCUCUCUGAUCUAACUGUCGCCAUACCUUCAUCGACUUACGUGAGCCGAGGACAGACCUCGCCAGCAACCAAGAAGGAAGACUCCGCCUCCAAUCAGUCAGUGUCUCGACAGGAUUGUCAUUUAUCUCCCCCGCCCAAGUCUCCUUCUUUCCAACCAGAGUCUCCAACGUUGGACCGACGUCCCGAACCUAACGAAGCGAGGAAAAGGAGUGCCGGUCGAGGCACUCAGUCACAAUCAACCGAAAGCUCCACCAACCCUGCUUCCCAGGCUCCACUCCGGGCGUCGCUCAGUUUGAUUCUUGAGACAGCGCUGGAGGAGGGACGGUCAACGAAGAGGGCGGCAAACCAUGUAACUUCAUCAGAAACUCACUUACAAGGGCCCAGCGCUGCUGCUCCUGCGUCCCUGCUCUCCUCAAAGCUACAAGGUAGCAGAGCACUGCUCCUGGAUGAUCCGAGGAACCCAGAUGUCGAACAAAAGGCAUCUCUGAAUACCGAUCAAGGGCCUUCACGCGACAUGCCGGUCACGCAUUUCACCGGAUCGUCUGGAGAUGUACCUCUCCAGCUCAACCAGAACCCGACCCCCACGGCAUUGUAUACCAACUCUCGGCGAGAUGAAAGCCCAUUGUUCUUCCCCGAAGAUGAAGAAGACAACGAGGAGUACGAAGACCCAGUAGAAUCGAGUGCGGACAAACAACAAACGAAUGAUCGCCCAUCCUCCCCACUCAGUGCACCUGAUCACGGUUUGGAGUCUGGCGAGAACUUCCACCACGUGGUGCCCCUCCGUUGGGUCCAGCCAGCAGAGGUGAUGGAGCGUUUCGAAACAGCAGAGGAGAGCCUAGAGCAUUGGGAGACAGCCCCAGAGGAUCAGGAUUAUCGGAGAAAGAGACAGCCAACGACGCAGGACUUGUUUGAAGACCCCGAGAUCGGCAGUGAUGCUAUGGGUUUCAACCUCGACCUCCCCGAGCCCGAGGGCGGUUGGGACACGAUCCUGGGCUCCGCUGAUGCCGAUCUACUUGCAGAAUACAGCGAGCUUGCGAAUCCAGAUGUUGAAGAGAGUGGUAGCCCCCAUGCCGGCCACCCGAACGAGGUUGAAAGCAUCCAAUCCGACUCAAUCAUCGAGCAGAUUCUAAUUCCUCCACCUCCACCGAGCAUUUUAGCCGCAACAACUGGCAGCGACGAUGACACCGAUACCGAAGCAGAGGCCCGCGAACUCGACGAAUUUAUCGCACUUCACAAAUCUCUCCAUCCCUACCUCAAGGGUAUAGAGCUUCUUCUGUUCAAAGUCCUCGAAGCUACGAUUUUCGACCUUGACCUCGCUACGCGCGUCGUCGAGAUCAUGCUAGCAGACAUCAGGAGACAGUAUUCGAGACGUCGGUCUAAUUCUCUCGUUGUGGAUGAGAUCAGGGUCCCACGGAACAUGAAGGGCGUCUGGACCGAGGAAGACGACAACCUUCUAACUAGUGCCAACGGUAGAGACGUUGAGCGGGCCAUAAAGAAGCAUGGUCAGAAAGGGUGCAAUGCUCGUUUCGAGUACCUUGAAAAGAUUGCGGUCGGCGGAUGA